GAUGAUAAAUUAGUUGAUCUAGAACAACAGGACACGUAGUUAAGUUUAGGAUGUAUGUCUUGUUAACAUUAAAGAACGGACGCAAUAAGUGAUAAAGUUGACAAUCAAUGUGUGACGUGGAAGGUUUCUUAAAUUAAAUAAUAUAUACUUAAUUUGAUAACAUAUAUUAGGAGAAACACUUCUUGCACAAAAUGUCAAUAUCAUAUGUCCACUACUUGAUCGCUUUACAAAUCUUGGCGCUUUCGGCGAGUGCUUUUGGCAUUCACAAACCCGAAGAAACAGCACAUCAUGCCCCAAGGCUUGUAAAUCCGCUUUCAAAAGCUUCACAUGGGGAAGGCGAAGAACAUGAUGCAAAAUUCGAUCAUGAUGCAUUUCUAGGAGAAGAUGAAGCUAAAACGUUUGAUCAACUGCCUCCAGAAGAAAGCAGGAGGAGACUGGGAUUGAUCGUGGACAAAAUUGAUCAAGAUAAAGAUGGUUUUAUAACAUUAGUGGAACUAAAAGACUGGAUACGAUAUACUCAAAGACGUUAUAUUGCUGAUGAUGUUGAGCGUCAAUGGAAACAACACAAUCUCGAAAACAAACCCAGCUUAACUUGGGAGGAAUAUAAGAAAGAAACUUAUGGAUUCCUGGAUGAAAUGACAGAACAAGAAUUAGAACAAGAAGAAUCAGGCUACUCCUACAAAGCUAUGAUUAAGCGAGAUCAACGAAGAUGGGCCAAUGCUGAUUUAGAUGAUGAUGGGGUUCUCGACAAAGCACAAUUUACUGAUUUUUUACAUCCGGAAGAAAGUGAACGAAUGAGAGAUGUAGUUGUUUUAGAGACAAUGGAAGACAUUGAUAAGGAUAAGGAUGGAAAAAUUUCAUUGAAAGAAUAUAUAGGUGAUAUGUUUAGAGGAGAUAUGGAUUCAGAUGAAGAAGAAGGUAAGGAGGAAGAUGAACCAGAAUGGGUAAAAAAUGAAAGAGAACAGUUCAGCUUAUACAGAGAUAAAGAUAAGGAUGGUUUUAUGGAUUUAGAAGAAGUCAAAAAUUGGAUAAUUCCUCCAGACUUCGACCAUGCAGAAGCUGAGGCAAGGCAUUUAAUUUAUGAAGCUGAUGGUGAUACAGAUGAAAAAUUGACCAAAGAUGAAAUAUUAAAUAAAUAUGACUUAUUUGUGGGUUCACAAGCAACAGACUUCGGAGAAGCUUUAGCCAGGCACGAUGAAUUUUAGAAUUCUAAUGAGUAAUUAGUGCAUUUGAAUUUAAAUUUAGUUUGGUAAAUACUGGAUAUGUUAUUAAAAAAUUAUGAAAAACCAAAUAUUAAAAUUUAAAUUGUUGGAUAUUAGAUUAUAAGUGAGCUUGAAUCUUGAACUAAAUUUUAUUUAAUACUCAGUAAC
Ctenocephalides felis (cat flea) is the source of this 1370-nucleotide messenger RNA. RefSeq names its product calumenin-like. The record is from RefSeq and is a predicted model, not a curated record. Bases 192 to 1205 code for a protein of 337 amino acids. Lineage: Eukaryota; Metazoa; Arthropoda; Insecta; Siphonaptera; Pulicidae. Gene Ontology annotation, molecular function: calcium ion binding. Gene Ontology annotation, cellular component: endoplasmic reticulum. The transcript is spliced from 6 exons.